AUGAGCCUGUUCACUGCCGCCAGAUCCCUGCGCUCCAAGCCUCUCAAUGGCUUGCUGCGCGUCCGCCGGUACUCGAGCGCCGUGGGAACCGGUCUUCCGCUUGAGGGCAUUCGCGUGCUGGACAUGACAAGAGUGUUAGCCGGCCCAUACUGUACUCAGAUUUUGGGUGACCUUGGCGCUGAGGUGAUCAAAAUCGAGCACCCUGUUCGAGGCGAUGACACCAGGGCAUGGGGGCCCCCAUAUGCCGAGUACAAGGAGGGUUCAUCGGCCAAGGGACCUGGCGAGUCUGCUUAUUUCCUUGGGGCGAACCGAAACAAAAAGUCUCUCGGCCUGUCUUUUCAGCACAAGGAGGGAGUCGAGGUCCUCCACAAGCUCGCCGCAAAAUGCGACGUUCUGGUCGAAAACUACCUCCCGGGGACUCUGAAGAAGUACUCGAUGGACUAUGAGACUCUCCGCAAGAUCAACCCAGCAUUGAUCUAUGCUUCCAUCACCGGCUAUGGCCAAACGGGCCCGUAUGCCAACCGAGCCGGCUACGACGUAAUGGUCGAGGCUGAGUUUGGUUUGAUGCACAUUACCGGCGAACGGGACGGUCCACCAGUCAAGGUUGGUGUUGCAGUGACUGACCUAACAACCGGUCUCUACACUAGCAACAGCAUCAUGGCUGCGCUCCUCGGAAGGGCCAAGUCUGGCAAGGGCCAGCAUAUUGACGUUGCGUUGAGUGACUGCCAGACUGCGACCUUGGCCAACAUCGCCAGCAGCUGUCUGAUCAGCGGAAAGAAGGAUUCCGGUCGUUGGGGCACGGCCCAUCCUUCGAUUGUGCCAUACAAGUCAUUCGAAACCAAGGACGGAGGAAUCCUCUUUGGAGGAGGUAACGAUCGGCUAUUUGGCGUCUUGUGCGAUGGGCUCGGCCAAUCCCACUGGAAGGACGACGCGCGUUACAAGACCAAUGCCGAUAGGGUCGCCAACCGCAAAGACCUCGAGGCCAAGAUCGAGGCGCUCACCAAGCUAAAGACGACACAGGAGUGGCUCGAGAUCUUUGAGGGCAAGGGAAUGCCCUACGCCGCCAUCAACGACGUCCAAGGGACGCUCAACCACGAGCACACAAAGGCACGCAACAUGGUGGUCGAGAUGGACCAUCAGGAGUGCGGUCCCAUCAAGAUGGUCAACACACCCAUUAAGCUAUCAGAAACUCCUCCCACCAUUCGAAGUGUGCCGCCAACUUUGGGCCAGCACACGGAUGAAGUGCUACAGGAGCAUCUCGGACUGAGUGAAGCCGAUGUCAUCUCAUUGAGAGAAAAGGGCGUUGUCGGAUAA
Molecule: messenger RNA, 1314 nt
Organism: Fusarium keratoplasticum
Lineage: Eukaryota; Fungi; Ascomycota; Sordariomycetes; Hypocreales; Nectriaceae
Exons: 5
Coding region: 1-1314 (437 amino acids)
Molecular function (GO): catalytic activity
Source: RefSeq, a predicted model, not a curated record